Messenger RNA from Corythoichthys intestinalis (scribbled pipefish), 8331 nucleotides. RefSeq names its product calcium channel flower domain containing 1 (gene cacfd1). The record is from RefSeq and is a predicted model, not a curated record. Gene Ontology annotation, biological process: vesicle-mediated transport. Bases 762 to 1259 code for a protein of 165 amino acids. Gene Ontology annotation, cellular component: membrane. Lineage: Eukaryota; Metazoa; Chordata; Actinopteri; Syngnathiformes; Syngnathidae. The transcript is spliced from 5 exons.
UACUUGACCUAGACCUAAAAUGGCGUGCCUCAAUUAUAUUUUUAUUUUCAUUAUUAUUAUUAUAACUCAUAAUUGUAUUUUUAAAAUAAUAUUUGGCAUAUUUUAAUGAACAAAUAAACAUGAAUAAAAAUUCGUUGUUAAAUAGCUUCCGGAAAUUGUCAACAAUUUAAUUGGUUCACAGCCUAAAAAUCCCGCCCACCUGCGUAGAUGGGUCAGUUUAAUAGGUUCAAGUGAGCUGUACCGAGAUCUUUAAAAUACGUUCAAAAUAAAAAUUAAUAAUUAUAAUCACAAAUUUAGUAGUUGGAUUUCGUGUUUAAGUAACACGUUAAACACAAAAACCUAAAACUGCGGAUUGAAACAAACAAAUGAGGCGUGCGAAGACUUCCCAUGUUGCAACGCGGUUGUGGCAACUCGGGGAAAAAAAACAGUUCCUCCGCCAAAACAAACAAGCUGGAUUUUCCGUAUCUUUACACUUAAAUGAUAAACACAUUUUUUUGGUCGCUGUUGAAUUGUAACGUAAUUGAUAAUAUUUUAAGGGUGUCAUAAAGGAGAUGUUCAAGUUUUGCGCAAUUUUUGUCAGUGUUUGAUAGCAUUCCCUGCUAGCAAUAAGCCUCAGUUUUACUUUGAAGAAGAACAAUAGGAACGACAGGUUCCAUUUCGGCGCCGCGGUACCGCUGGCGUCGCUGUCCGGAGCCGUCGCAACGCCACCGAAGAGGGUGUCGUGGAAACCGAGCCUCGGGUGCUAGCUUUCGGUCAGGAGGAUGAGCUCCGAGGAGACCGCAGCCUCCAGCAAAGCGUCCCCGCCGGAGGACGAUGGCAUGACGUGGUGGUACCGGUGGCUUUGCAAAAUUGCUGGUGUGCUGGGAGGAAUAUCAUGUGCCAUUGCGGGAGUGUGGAACUGUGUCACUGUGAACCCUUUAAACAUCGCUGCUGGAGUGUGGAUGGUAUUGAACGCCUUCGUAUUGUUCCUGUGCGAGGUGCCCUUCUGCUGCCAGUUCAUUGAGUUCGCCAACGCUGUGGCGGCCCGCGCCGACCGCUUCCAACCCUGGCAGAAAGCAUUCUUCUACUGCGGAAUGGCACUAUUUCCCAUAUUCCUGAGUUUCACCUUCACCACACUGUUCGGGAACGCCAUCGCCUUCGCCACUGGGGUCCUCUAUGGCCUUGCUUCUUUAGGGAAAAAGGGGGACGCUGUGACGUACGCCCGGCUGCAGCAUCAUAAACAGAGCGACGAGGAGAGAAUGACCGGCACCACCGAGUAAGACCUCGCAUCUCCAACCCUCCUUUAAGGCAAAACUCUCAAGACCUCUUGCUUGUAUUUAUUUAUUUAUUUAAUUCUGGGACUUGGUGUGCGUCUGGUGAACGUGUAUGUAUUCCUUUUAUGGUUUGUAAUUUUUUUUUGCUGUUUGCUUGUCGCGCGUCAAAUAGGGCUGCCACAAACAAUUAUUUUGAUAGUCGACUAAUCAAUGACUUUUUGUGAUAAGUCGACGAAUGCGUACAUGAAUAUAACGUUAUCGUACUCUGGGUGUAACAUUUGAGUUUAAAAAGCGCUUUGGAAAUGGAAAGUUGGACUUUGACUUUGGAAUUAUGUACAGUGGUAUGAAAAAAUACCUGAACCUUUUGGAAUUUGUCACAUUUCUGCAUAAAAUCCCCAUCAAAUGUGAUCUGAUCUUUGUCAAAAUCACACAGAUGAAAAUACAAUGUCUGGUUUUACUAAAACCACCCAAACAAGUACCUGAACCUUUUGGAAUUUGUCACAUUUCUGCAUAAAAUCCCCAUCAAAUGUGAGCUGAUCUUUGUCAAAAUCACACAGAUGAAAAUACAAUGUCUGGUUUUACUAAAACCACCCAAACAAGUACCUGAACCUUUUGGAAUUUGUCACAUUUCUGCAUAAAAUCCCCAUCAAAUGUGAUCUGAUCUUUGUCAAAAUCCCUCAGAUGUAAAUACAAUGUCUGCUUUCACUAAAACCACCCAAACAAGUACCUGAACCUUUUGGAAUUUGUCACAUUUCUGCAUAAAAUCACCAUCAAAUGUGAUCUGAUCUUUGUCAAAAUCACACAGAUGAAAAUACAAUGUCUGGUUUUACUAAAACCACCCAAACAAGUACCUGAACGUUUUGGAAUUUGUCACAUUUCUGCAUAAAAUCCCCAUCAAAUGUGAUCUGAUCUUUGUCAAAAUCCCUCAGAUGUAAAUACAAUGUCUGCUUUCACUAAAACCACCCAAACAAGUACCUGAACCUUUUGGAAUUUGUCACAUUUCUGCAUAAAAUCACCAUCAAAUGUGAUCUGAUCUUUGUCAAAAUCACACAGAUGAAAAAACAGUGUCUGCUUAAGCUAAAACCACCCAAACAAGUACCUGAACCUUUUGGAAUUUGUCACAUUUCUGCAUAAAAUCCCCAUCAAAUGUGAUCUGAUCUUUGUCAAAAUCCCUCAGAUGUAAAUACAAUGUCUGCUUUCACUAAAACCACCCAAACAAGUACCCGAACCUUUUGGAAUUUGUCACGUUUCUGCAUAAAAUCCCCAUCAAAUGUGAUCUGAUCUUUGUCAAAAUCACACAGAUGAAAAUACAAUAUCUGCUUUUACUAAAACCACCCAAACAUUUAUAGGUUUCCAUAUUUUAAUGAAGAUAGCAUGCAAACACUGACAGAAAGGGGAAAAUAAGUGAACCCUCUGCCUAAGGAGACCUAAAGAACAAUUGAAACCAAUUUUUACCAUACAAUUUAAGUCAGGUGUAGGGUUGCAGCUAUCGAAUAUUUUAAUAAUCGAGUAAUCGACUGAAAAUUCUAUCGAUUAAUCGAGUAAUCGGAUAAAACGUUUUUUUUUUGUUUUUUUUAGGUAAAGAGCAAUUAUAAAUAUACAUGAGGGAAAAAAAGACAUUUAAUCCAAUAUUGAACCAUUUUCAGUCAAUCAAUGUCUAUAUUCGAUGUACAUUGUUGAAAACAGCCAACAAUUGCAUCUAAGAUGUGACUAGAAAAAACAUUCACUGCUUUCACUCAAAAAACUUCUAGAUCUUAUUUAAAAAAAACAUAUUUCUUACCUAAAAAUGUUAUUACGCUUAAUAACACACAUCACUUGAAAGUUGCGUGUUUUUCCCACGUGUUUCAAUUUAAUUUCCAUUUGUGUCAAGCUAUUUUUAAGUUCUAGUUAAGUUUUAAGUUAGUCUAAACUGUAAGUACUGAUAGGAUUUUGAUUUUUUUGCAGUGUUCAAAAUAAAUUAAUGAUACCUGCUGUAUUGGAGCACAUUAGGGACCAGUGCUACUUGUUGUUUUAUUCAGCAAUGACUACUGAGCUAAAACUGACAGUUAGCUUUAUUAUGUUUUAAUUUUACACCCUCAUCACUCUACAAUGCUGUGUUUUUAGAGAUUAAAUAAAGCCUGUAUGUAAAACACGUUAGCCACGCAUCGACUAUGGUCAUAAUCAAUAGAAACCUAGCCCUCCGAAGGGCUAAGGUUACGUGAACGAGUGUCAGUAAUGUUACAUUUAUUAGCGAUGAGAAGUGUACUGCUUAAAGAUGGCGGCUGUUUACUAAUGCUGCCCAGACGCGGCCGAGUCUGUCAUUUCGCAUCUAGUCCUAAAUGCAUGCGAUAUCUAUGAGACGCAUCGGACACUACCUGCUGCUAGCAUCAUGCGGGUGUAAUUUUUAGCAAUGUCGGCGUAGUUUGUAGCGGCUGUUGGCUGCGGUAAGUUUUUUGAAUUUUUUUUAUUGCUUCUUCCUCUACGCACGUGACGUCAGCGCGUUGUCCCGCAUUAAAAGUAGUCGGGGCAAAACGUGAUGCUUUGAGCUGGCAAAAUGAAACGAUUCCUCAAGGAGAAUAAAAUUACUCGGAUCAGUUUUUGAACUCGAGUUACUCGAGUUGCUCGAGUAUUCAUUUCAGCUCUAGUCAGGUGUGUGCCCAAUCACUGAUGAGUGGUUUAAAGCUGCCCUGCCCACUAUAAAACACACACCUGGUAAGAAAUGUCUUGAUGAGAAGAACUGUCUGGUGUGACUCAUGGCUUGGUCAAAAGAGCUGUCUGAAGACUGGCGAUUAAGCUGGGAAAUGAUACAAAACCAUCUCUAAAAGUCUGGAUGUUCAUCAAUUGACAGUCAGAGAAGUUGUCUACAAAUAAAAAAGAACCCUAGAGUGUCUGCUGAAGACUUACGGGAAUCACUGGCACAGUCCAAUAUCUCCGUCAAUACAUCAACUACAUGUAAAACUAUGGCCAAGAAUGGUGUUCACGGGAGGACUCCACGGAGGAAGCCACUGCUGUCUACAAAAACAUUGUUGCUCGUUUAAUGUUCGCAAAAAGACACUUGGACACUCCACAGAAGUUUUGACAAAAUGUUUUGUGGACUGAUGAAACCAAAGUUUAAUUGUUGGGAGUAACACAAAAAUGGAACAGCUUACCAACAUCAACACCUCAUCCCCACCGUGAAGCUUGGUGGAGGGAGCAACAUGAUUUGGGGCCGUUUUGCUGCCUCAGGGCUUGGACAACUUGCUAUCAUUAAUGGAAGAAUGAAUUCAAAAGUUUAUCAGGAUGUUUUGCAGGAUAACCUGAGGCCGUCUGCCAGACAGUUGAAGCUAACAAGAGGAUGGGUGCUGCAACAAGACAAUGAUCCAAAACACAGAAGUAAAUCAACUUCAGAAUGGUUUCAGAAGAACAAAAUACACGAUCUGGAGUGGCUAAGUCAAAGUCCAGACUUGAACCCCAUUGAGAUGCUGUGGCAUGACUGAAAGACAGCGAUUCAUGCCAGACAUCCCAGGAAUCUGACUUAACUACAGAUGUUUUCUAGAGAAGAAUGGGCCAAGAUUAGUCCUGAUCGAAGUGCCAGUCUGAUCUGCAGCUACAGGAAGCGUCUGGUUGAAGUUAUUGCUGCCAAACCCCAAAUAUUAAAUGCAAUGGUUCACUUACUUAUUUUCCCCCCUUCUGUCAUUGUUUUCAUACUAUCCUUAUUAAAAUAUGAAAACGUAUAAAUGUUUGGGUGGUUUUAGUUAAAGCAGACACUGUUUUUUCAUCUGUGUGGUUUUGACAAAGAUCUGAUCACAUUUGAUGGUGAUUUUAUGCAGAAAUGUGAGAAAUUCCAAAAGAUUCAGAUACUUUUUCAUACCACUGUAACUGUCUCAUUGUUUUCCAAAGUAAAAAGCAGAUGUUUGCAAAUAUCUCAUUUUAGUCUACUUUGAUCAGAUAUCAAAUUUAUUGCAUUUGCUUUUUCUAAUUCAAACAUUUUAUUGGGGAAAAAAGUCAGUAUUUUCUGCUGGUUUUUGUUGUUGUUGGUGCCUUCUUUCACUUAAAUUAUUUUUCAUACACCUAAAGUAACAAAAAUAUCAUGUCUCCCCCCCCGCCCCCCCUUUUUUUUUUUUUUUUUUUUUUGAUAAAAGGAAAAUGCAAAAGCAUGAAUGAAAAAGGGAAUUUUUACUGUUUGGCUGUUAAACAAGUACUUGGAGUUUUUCUAGGUCAACCUUCUCUCUAAAUGAUUCCACAACGAUUAAAAUCUUCAUUUGCUAAUUGAUUAGCUGUUGAAUAGUGGUGGCAGCCCUAGUUUGAAGCCUCCACAGCAGUUCAAAACUUGGACGUCCAUUUUGUUAUUGCUCCCUUUCAGGACCUUAACCGUCAUACUGAUUGUAUCAUAAUGCUUAUGUGACUUGCUGAUUUAUUCCACCUUAAAAAGUCUGAGCCUUUGCCUUUCCUGAUCCACAACUUGGAAUGUAUUUUUAUUUUUAACUAUGAAAAAUUGAAUUGUUUUGAAAGUUUUAUUGAUGUACUCCAGCACAACUUUUGCUCAUUUGAAGUCUUACCGGGACGAAAAGUUGUAUUUGAGGAAAUACGGCCUUUACCCUUCAUAGAGAUUUAGAGUGUAUUUCUCUUUAAACUCAUUUUAAUAUUUUGUUUGUAAGUGAAAAUCUACAAAGGUAGACAUACGGAUCCCCUAAAGCAGGGGUCUCAAACCGGUCCUCAAAGGGCCGCAGUGGGUACUGGAUUUCAUUCCAACCAAACGAGAACAAUCCCUUUUCACCAAUCUGGUGUCUAACAAGUGUAAUCAGUUAAUUGCAGUCAGGUGCUGCUUACUUUAGCAGAAACCUCAUUGGUUGAACUGUCUGUUUUGGAUCUGUUGGAACAAAGACCAGGACCCACUGCGGCCCUUUGUGGAAUCGGUUUGAGACCCCUGCCCUAAAGGGACAUCGACAGAAAUGAAAUAAAUUUAUCAGUCUGGUGUAACUUGCAUAGCAAAGGUCUGCUAGCAAUGCUAAUAUUUACAACAAAUUGCUAACUUGCAUAGCAAAAAGUUGUAUUUGAGGAAAUACGGUAUUUACCCUUUGUAGACAUUUAGAGUAUUUCUCUUUAAAUUCAUUUUAAUAUUUUGUUUUUAAUUUCAACAAAACACACAUUAAUUUAUAAUUGAAUUUCUUCACGAAAAUUAAGUGAAAAUCUACAAACGUAGACAUAUACAGAGCCCCUAAAGGGACAUCGACAGAAAUAAAAUAAAUUUAUCAGUCUGGUGUAACUUGCAUAGCAAAGGUCUGCUAGCUUAAAUGCUAUAUAAUGCUAAUAUUUACAACAAAUUGCUAACUUGCAUAGCAAAAAGUUGUAUUUGAGGAAAUACGGUAUUUACCUUUCAUAGAGAUUUCGAGUGUAUUUCUCUUUAAACUCAUUUUAAUAUUUUGUUUUUAAUUUCAACAAAACACAAAUUAAUUUAUAAUUGAAUUUCUUCACGAAAAUUAAGUGAAAAUCUACAAACGUAGACAUAUACGGCGCCCCUAAAGGGACAUCGACAGAAAUAAAAUACAUUUAUCAGUCUGGUGUAACUUGCAUAGCAAAGGUCUGCUAGCCUAAAUGCUAUAUAAUGCUAAUAUUUACAACAAAUUGCUAACUUGCGUAGCAAAACUCCGCUAGUUUAAAUUAUAUAAUGCUAAUGUUUACAGAAAUUAGCUAACCUGCAUAGCAAAAGUCCGCUAGUUUAAAUCCUAUAUAAUGCUAAUGUUUACCAGAUAGUUUAGAUCGGGCGUCCCCAAAGUUUUUCCUGUGAGGGCCACAAAACUUUUCCCUUCUCUGAUGAGGGGCCAGUUCAGUUUGUAACAGAAAAAGUGUGAUGAUUGCAGGAGUGCCUAAAUGUAAAAAUUUAUUGUUUUUCAGAAAGCCUCAAUCAAAUAACCCUUUCUGGAUUCUUCACGGAACAAAAGUAAAUAAAAUAAAAAUAAUAAUAUAGUAUAAUAUAAUAUAAUAAUAAAUAAUAUAUCACUAUUAAUUAAAUAGAUAAUAACCAAAUAACCCUCUGUGGGUUCUUCAUAGAAAAAAGCCAGGAAAUAAAAUAACACUAUUGAAGGGGGAAAAAAAAUGUUCAGGGGGCAUCCGGCCCGCGGGCCAUUGUUUGAGGACCCCUGGUUUAGCUGGAUAGCUAAGCUAGUAGACUUUUGGUAUGCAAGUUAGCCAAUUGUUGUAAACAUAAACAUGACAUUUAAGCUAGCGGACUUUUGCUUUGGAAGUUAGCCUAUUGCGACAAUGCAACAAUUGGCUAACUCGGUAACAGAAAAAAGGCACAAUAUCACAAAUUUGAUAGUUACAUUACGUAAUAGGUAUGUACUGCAGUACUGCUAAUGUAGCUUGACUAGCUGUUACGUACUUUACGUAGCUGUGAACCGCCUUUGUUAAAAUGAACACACAAAUUGGUAGUUACGACAAAGUAUUAGUAUAAAUCCUUAUAUUGAUAAUAAUUUGAUGAAAUAUGUCCUUAUUGGUGAAACUGAUUCUAAAACACAAUACUGUUGAUUUUAAUCGAGGCUGUUUUAGAGUCCAUUUAGCUACAUUAGCCAUACAGCAUCCAUACCAAUUAUGUAUAGUAGUAUAACGACUUUGGUCUUGCAAUGUUACUUUUUUCUCUUACUAAUACUACAACCUAAUCUCGUAAUGUUAAGACUUAAAUCUCGUAACAUUACAAGGCAUGAAUUUAUUCUUGUAAUACUAUGACCUUUUUCUCCUAGUCCAAUUUUUUCCCCCCAUUUUUUUAUUUGGCCCUAAAACUCCGUCAUAAAAAUGGGACUAAUGUUAAUGUACGUGUGUGUUUUCAAUGUACUAUUUGCAUUGUUGUUUUCUUUGUUUCAUCUCUAAUGAUGAAAGUUUUGGAGCAAAUGUUUACAUCCGAACCCAAGUUUUCUCAGCUGAACGUCUCAGGUACGCGCUCACGUACACACCCCCUUGCUGCUAAGCCAUGCUAACUACAGUUGUAAUAAAGGUUUGAAUUCUUGUGUGCUGUGACAUGACUCGUCUUGAUGGGAAAAUAAACAAACCUGCGAUUGCAGUGCAACUUUAUGAUGCUGUGGAUGUUUAUUUCGCUAGAGUUCCCUUCCGUACAAAAAAAAAA